This is a messenger RNA of Microthlaspi erraticum, 1464 nucleotides long. NCBI's taxonomy places the organism in Eukaryota, Viridiplantae, Streptophyta, Magnoliopsida, Brassicales, Brassicaceae. The record is from the annotation of a GenBank genome assembly.
AUGGUAGGAAGAAGAAAAGCUUUCCUCUUUACACUCUGUUUCUUGUUCGUCUCUCUUCCUUCGUUCUCUUCCCUUCCCGCUUUCCAAACCUUGGUCCCCAAUUCUCAUUCUCUUCCUUCUGCUUCUCCCGUCUCAUUUCAACCCGAAUCCGAAUCCGACCCCAAUUCCGAGUCGUUGCUAGGCUCCGAAUCUGAAUCCGGAUCCGACUCAGAGUCGUCGGUUACUCUAAACCUCGACCACAUCGAUGCUCUCUCCACCAACAGAACACCACAAGAGCUCUUCAGCUUCCGUCUCCAACGUGACUCCCGGCGCGUGAAAUCAAUCGCCACACUCGCCGCCCAAAUCCCCAGAAGAAAUGCGACCCACGCGCCGAGAUCCGGCGCAUUCAGCAGCUCGGUGGUCUCUGGUCUCUCUCAGGGAAGUGGAGAGUACUUCACUCGUCUCGGUGUCGGAACUCCGGCGAAAUAUGUUUACAUGGUGCUCGACACAGGAAGCGACAUCGUCUGGCUCCAAUGCGCUCCUUGUCGGAAAUGUUACUCUCAAUCCGAUCCGAUUUUCGACCCGAGAAAGUCCCGGACCUACUCCACGAUCCCCUGUUCAUCACCUCUCUGCCGGCGAUUAGACUCCGCCGGAUGCAAUACUCGCCGUCGGACUUGCCUCUACCAAGUGUCUUACGGCGAUGGUUCCUUCACUGUCGGCGAUUUCUCCACCGAGACCCUAACUUUUCGUCGAAACCGCGUUAAAGGUGUUGCUGUCGGAUGCGGCCACGACAACGAAGGCCUCUUCGUCGGAGCCGCCGGUUUGUUAGGUCUCGGAAAAGGAAGACUAUCGUUUCCUGGUCAAACAGGUCACCGGUUCAAUCAGAAAUUCUCUUACUGCUUAGUCGACAGAUCCGCUUCCUCGAAACCUUCCUCCGUCGUCUUCGGAAACGCCGCCGUUUCACGAACCGCGAAAUUCACGCCGCUUUUGUCAAACCCGAAGCUCGACACUUUCUACUACGUGGAGCUUCUCGGAAUUAGCGUUGGCGGGACACGUGUCCCCGGCGUAGCGGCUUCUCUUUUCAAACUCGACCAGAUCGGUAACGGUGGAGUCAUAAUCGAUUCAGGUACUUCUGUGACCCGGUUGAUCCGACCAGCUUACAUCGCUAUGAGAGACGCGUUCCGGGUCGGAGCCAAGACCCUGAAACGAGCACCGGAUUUCUCUCUCUUCGACACGUGUUUCGAUCUCUCCAAUAUGAAUGAGGUUAAAGUCCCGACGGUGGUUUUACACUUUCGUGGAGCUGACGUGUCACUGCCGGCGACGAACUACCUGAUACCGGUGGAUACUAACGGUAAAUUCUGUUUUGCGUUUGCCGGUACGAUGAGUGGACUAUCCAUUAUUGGGAAUAUCCAGCAACAGGGUUUCCGGGUCGUAUACGACUUAGCUGGUUCCCGAGUCGGGUUUGCUCCACGAGGAUGCGCUUAA